Molecule: messenger RNA, 600 nt
Organism: Microsporum canis CBS 113480
Lineage: Eukaryota; Fungi; Ascomycota; Eurotiomycetes; Onygenales; Arthrodermataceae
Exons: 2
Coding region: 1-600 (199 amino acids)
Source: RefSeq, a predicted model, not a curated record
AUGGCGCAGUUGAACCGUAGAGCUUCCUUGGAUGACCUCGAGAACGAGGAAGACGGAGACGAGACAGUGGCAGAUUACGAGAUUCUCGCUAACUUGUCUAACAAGAUCGUGGUAAAGGAGUUUGAUAAUGGACCAUUUGUCAUUAACCAUAACGAUCUAACGGUUCAAAAUAUUUUGGUCGACGAUGAGUUCAACAUCACCGGUAUUCUCGAUUUCCCAGGCACUAUUGUGCCCUUGCCGUCACUCUGCAUCUUUCCAUGGCUGUUUAGCGACAAUAUCUGUGGACUGGUCACGGACCGCGACGCUUAUCUAAAUGUGUUCCUCAGACGAGACUGCCAGUAUCCUUCAUCCUCUCCGCAAUCGUAUGAGGUUCGAGAACACUUGAUGCAGUCUGCUCAAUGCCGUCAACAAUUCGAACUUGGGCUUCUUGGGCCAUACACAUCAAUAGUUCUUCCGGAAUUAUUUAAAGCACUGGACGGACGGCUGGUUGAUUUAGAUGUUGAACGACAGGAAAUUGUAAACACACUAGAUUGGUUUAAGCGACUUGUACCUCCUAGGCCUAAUGGUCUCUACACCUGGCAAAACUCACGCGCCUCCUAA